CCGUCGCCGGAGCGGUCCCCCCGCGCCUCGCUGUGCUGGGGACACGGCGCCAUGCGGGUGGCCUUGCACGCGCUCUGCGGCGCCGCCGGGGCCGCCUGGCGAGAGAGCUUCCCGCUGGGCGGUCGGGACGUGGCGCGCUGGUUCCCGGGACACAUGGCAAAGGGGCUGAAGAAGAUGCAGAGCCGCCUGAAGCUGGUGGACUGUAUCAUCGAGGUCCAUGACGCCCGGAUUCCACUUUCCGGCCGCAAUCCUCUGUUUCAGGAAACUCUUGGGCUUAAGCCGCACGUGCUGGUCCUCAACAAAAUGGACUUGGCGGAUCUGAAGGAGCAGCAGAAAAUUAUACAACAUUUAGAAGGAGAAGGCCUAAAAAAUGUUGUUUUCACCAACUGUGUAAAGGAUGAGAAUAUCAAGCAGGUCAUGCCGCUGGUCAGAGGACUGGUUGAGGGCAGCUACCGCUAUCAUCGAGGAGAGAACGUGGAGUACUGUGCCAUGGUGAUUGGGAUCCCCAACGUGGGCAAGUCCUCACUCAUCAACGCACUCAGGAGACAGCACCUCGGGAAAGGAAAAGCUACCAGGGUCGGCGGCGAGCCCGGGAUCACCAGAGCUGUGAUGUCCAGAAUUCAGGUGUGUGACCGGCCACUGAUGUUCCUGCUGGACACUCCUGGGGUGCUGUCCCCUCGGAUUGAAAGUGUGGAGAUGGGCCUGAAGCUGGCCCUGUGCGGAACCGUGCUGGACCACCUGGUGGGGGAGGAGACCCUGGCCGACUACCUUCUCUACACCCUCAACAGGCACCAGCUCUUUGGGUACGUGCAGCACUACGGCCUGGACGGGGCCUGUGAUGACGUCGCCAGUGUGCUGAAGCGGGUGGCUGUGAGGCUGGGGAAGACGCAGAAGGUGAAGGUGCUCACAGGCACAGGGGACGUGAACGUCAUCCAGCCCAGCUACCCCGCGGCAGCCCGAGACUUCCUCCGGACCUUCCGCAGCGGGCUGCUCGGCCCAGUGAUGCUGGACAGGGAUGUCCUGCAGAGCCGCCCCUUGGCAGACCCCUGAGUGGGUCCAGCUGGCAGGGGCCUCACCCCAGCCUGGCCCUUGACACCAGAGAUUGGGAUAU
Lontra canadensis (Northern American river otter) is the source of this 1111-nucleotide messenger RNA. RefSeq names its product mitochondrial ribosome associated GTPase 1 (gene MTG1). Gene Ontology annotation, cellular component: mitochondrion. Lineage: Eukaryota; Metazoa; Chordata; Mammalia; Carnivora; Mustelidae. The record is from RefSeq and is a predicted model, not a curated record. The transcript is spliced from 11 exons. Gene Ontology annotation, molecular function: GTPase activity; GTP binding. The coding region runs from base 52 to 1050 and encodes 332 amino acids.